AAAAAAAAUAACGGCGAAGAUUCUAAGAAGCGCGAAAUAGGUGUAUGUUAUUAAUUUAGUUUUUUUACUUUAAUGCAAAUUACAAAUUAUAUUAUCUUUCCGAGAAUCACAAACCAAAGAUGUCUAAGGAUAUUCGAUCGUUUUUCAAGCCUCAGAAAGUGAAAAAACCAAUAGCAGAAGAUGAUGUUGACGUUGUACCAGAAUCUCCUGAUGUUGAAAUUAAGAUUAAGAAAAGAGAAAAUAGAAAGAAACGAGUGUUGAGUGACUCGGAGGAAGAAAUAUUUUCUACAAAGAAGAAAAAGUCAAAUGAAGAUAGUCAUAAGACAUCACUGAAAUCCAAACACAAGGCCCUUGCUAAAACAGAACUCAAAGAAGUUAAAGCAGCUGACAUCUUUGGCAGUGGACCCAUUAAAAGAACAGAGCCAAAUGUAAAAUCAGUCCAAAAGAAAACUGAAACUGGUAUUCAUUCGGAUGAUGAUUUUGAUAAAAGUCUUUUGGAACUUGAUAGUACUGAUGAAUUAGCUUUGAAUCAUAUUAAAAAGGAAACUACCCCUGUUAAAUCUCACAUUGACAAAUCAAACAUAACCCCAAAUUCAACAAAAACUAAUACUGAUACCAAAAAGAACAACUCACUGGAAGUGAAAACUUUAAAUGGAAAUGGGAGUUUGUCUGCAGAAAGCCUUGAAUCAGAAUCUGUUUCACCAAAAGCAAAAAAGAGACACCUUGAUUUAACAUCAGGGAAUACACAUGAAUCAAAGCAAAAUAAAAUCACCAAAUCAAAGCAACAUGUUAAUAAGUCAAAGGCGAGUAAUAGUACAAAUGAAAAUGCAUCCCCAAAUGACAAUGAUAUUUUUGAAGCAACAGACUUUGAACUAGAUUCAAGCCAAGUAAAAAGCAAUAAGAAAUUUGAGAAGAGCCUAAAUGAGUCUGUUCUUACUGAUGAAGAAAGAUAUGAACGUAAACGACAUUCUGCAGCUUUGUACCAAAAGUAUUUGAACAGGUCUGGACCUAAACAUUUGGGAGCUAAAACCAUUCCUGAGGGUACACCAAAUUGCUUAAAAGAUUGUGCCUUUUUGUUAACUGGGGUGUUGGACUCCUUUGAAAGAGAUGAGGUCGCUGAAGCUAUUACGAAACUGGGUGGAACUAUCAAAAACUCUAUCAGUAAAAAGGUAACACACGUCUUGGCUGGAGAGGACGCGGGUCCGGCGAAAAUAGCGAAGGCUCAAGACCUAGGCAUUAAAAUUAUAAACGAAAAUGAGUUUCUGGAAUUGAUAGUGGCUUUGUCCAAGGGAAACACGACUGAGAAGAUUAAAAGCAAAGAUGAUAUCAAAAAAGAACAAAAUUCCAUUCCGAAAUCAAAUAAGGGAAAGCAUCAUACAGUAAAUAAAAAUAAUCAUAAAUCUGACACCAGUACAAGCAAUGAGAAAUCUGUGAAAGAUAAAACUAGCCCAAAAGUUAAAAAUAUCAAAAGCGAAAUUGUAGAUGUAAAAGUAAAAAAAAUGGAGGCAGAUAACAAUGAAAACAAGACUACUGACCUGGAAAGAAAACCCAAAUUAAGUACGAAUAAAAUACCUGAAAGUAAUAUAAAAAUGAAUUCUACUAAUGAUUUACAGGUCAGCUCGAGUACAAAACCGGCAACUGUUUCGGUGCAGUCUGCAAUGUGGGUGGAAAAAUAUAAACCACAAUCACUCAAGCAAAUUAUUGGUCAACAUGGGGAAGCUAGCAACGUUAAAAAACUAUGCAACUGGCUUAGUAAGUGGUACGUGAAUAGAAAAGCGAAAUUACCAAAACCUAGUCCGUGGGCGAAAAACGAUGACGGAGGAUAUUAUAAAGCAGCUUUGCUGUCGGGACCGCCAGGCGUUGGUAAGACGACGACGGUGACAUUGGUGUGCAAAGAGCUCGGGUUCGACGUGGUGGAGUUCAACGCCUCCGACACCAGGAACAAGUCCCUAAUAAAGGAACAGAUCGGCGAGUUGUUGACCACUACUUCCCUUUCCGGAUAUGCCAAGGGAAUGACAGGCAAGCAAGCUGUUUCAAAGAAACAUGUUUUAGUAAUGGACGAAGUUGACGGUAUGGCUGGCAACGAAGAUAGAGGCGGUCUUCAAGAGUUGAUAAGUCUCAUAAAGUCAGCAUCCGUACCCAUCAUAUGCAUGUGCAAUGAUAGAACCAGCCAGAAAAUGAGAUCUCUCGUGAAUUAUUGCUACGAUUUGAGAUUCAACAGGCCUCGAGUUGAUCAAAUAAAGGCGGCGAUGAUGUCGGUGUGCUGCAAGGAGGGCAUCAAAGUGCCGGGCGAGGCGCUGUCGCAGCUGAUCGUGGCCGCCAACCAGGACGUGCGCCAGACGCUCAACCUGCUCUCCAUGUGGGCCGUGGACCGCGACCGCGCCGACGCCGACCGCCUCGCGAGAGACGCCUCGCAGACUAAAAAGGAUAUCAAACUGGGGCCUUGGGAAGCCAUACGCAAGGUGUUCUCUGCGGAGGAACAUAAGAGCAUGAGCAUUCACGACAAAAGUGAUCUGUUCUUCUACGACUACAGCCUCGCGCCGCUGUUCGUGCAGGAGAACUACCUGCAGGUCGCGCCGCACUGCCCGAAGCAUGAGGUGUUGGAGCGGCUCAGCAGGGCUGCCGACAGCAUCAGCGUCGGAGACCUCGUCGAGGCGAGGAUUCGCGGCAGCCAGGCCUGGAGCCUUCUUCCUAUGCAGGCGAUGUACAGUUCAGUGAUCCCCGGGCACGCGAUGGCGGGCCACGUGACCGGCCAGAUACAGUUCCCGGGCUGGCUCGGCAAGAACUCGCGCAAGAACAAGAUGCACCGUCUCUGCCAGGAGAUCCACGCCCACACUAGGCUCAGCACGUCCGGUUCGAAGUCGUCUAUAUUCCUGGACUACUGCACGCACCUGCGCGACGCCAUAGUGACGCCGCUCAUCCGAGACAAGAGCGACGGCAUCGCGCACUCCCUGCAAGUGCUCGAGGCGUACCAUCUCUUGAGAGACGAUUUGGAAUCCUUGACUGAACUGUCGCUAUGGCCCGGCCAAAGGAAUCCAAUGAUUCUAAUAGAUUCGAAGGUAAAAGCGGCAAUGACCCGCACGUACAACAAGAAAGCGAUGGCGCUGCCGUACGCGCCGGGGCAGGUAAAGCGCGCGCGCGCCGCUGACGCCGACGACGGCGCGCCCGCCGAAGACGACGCCGACGUCGACGCCGACCACGAGCAAGAUGACAGCGACCCCGAGAAUGACCUUCUCAUUAAGAAAAAAAAGAACAAUGAGAAAACCGGAUGUAAAAAAGAUGAAGCUGGUACUAGCAAAGACAAGCCUAGCUCGAGCAAAGGCAAGGGAAAGAAGAAGUAGUUAACUGCAGUAAACACUCCAUUGUCCCACCUGAUAAUCCGCCCAUUCCAGCAAUAUGAUACAAUGUAUUUCGGGUCUAUAACUAUCAAGAUCUAUUUUACUAUUGACCACUAGCAGCUAGUUCAUGAAGUAGUUGUGCAUCUUACUCAAUCAAUGUAUCUUUGCUAAGAUUUACCUGUUAAGAAGUGGAGCCACCCAAAUUUUUUAUGUAAGUAUGUUGUUUCAGCUUCAGCGACGGCUGCGGUUUAUUAACCUCAAAAAGCAGUGUUCUGUUUAAGUUUAGGUCCUAAAGUCACGUUUGGUAUCAUUGUAAACUAAAUCAAAGAUGUAGACCAUACCAAAUUUCAUCUAAAUCGGUUCAGCGGUUAUUGAUUCCCCAUACAAACUUCCACACCCUUAAAGGAUGAUUUGUAUUGUAGGAUAAAACUAUCCUGCCCUUUCCCGGGACUUGAACUAUCUAUAAAAAAACUAUAACUAAAUACGGAAUAUUACGCGAAAUUCUGUGUAGGCGGCGCCACUACCACAAUCCAUCACAAUUCGAGGAUCUCCCGCGAAACAAGAAAAUCGAAAUUUCGUUAUCUAACCUCUCGAUCACUCUUGUAAAUUCGAGCGAUAAUGAGGCAGAUAACUUAAUUUCGAUUUUCGCGUUUGCUGGUAGGCUCUUUGUAAACAAACCGCCUUGAUGCAUGGUGAAAACUUGUCGAAAAACUGUUUAAUGCCUAAUAUGUAUAAUAUUUACUCAAUGGUAUGUAGAUUGCUCGAGAAACUGUUUUAAUUUUUUUAUUUAAUAUUUAAUACCUUUAAAAUUAUAUAUAAUGUUACGUGAUCGCUUUUUCCCGUUUUCCGAACAUGAGGCGCGGAGGGCUGUUGUCAGCGUUGAAUAAAAAGUAAAAAUAUGGAGAAUACAGUUCUGCAAAUAUAGAAUGUUAUAUUGGAAAUAUCCUCCUCUUUUAUAAUAUUAAUUUUGGUUUCUUAAAUAUUAAUACUUUUUGAGAUAUUGGGGAAAUAAAAUAUAUUUACUUUUUCCCUCCUUUUUUGUUUACAACUUUUGAUAUUGUUUGUGUUCUAAUACACGCUUCCAUAGACUAGGAAUCCUCUAGACCGAGUUUAGAACUUUAGAGCAAUUAUUUCAUGCAACCGAUGAUGCCAAAAAUGCGGGGGCGCGCGGGACGAGGUGAGCGAAGUCCCGUGCCGUGAUUGGUCCGUUCAAAGACAGGGACGUCACACAAAGACACUUUCGACUCGAACAUGGAGUAAAAUUACCGUAUGGGUGGCAGAGGGGGUAGCGCGACUAUGCUCAGUCUGGAGGAUGUUUUGUCUGUGCACGCUUCGAAUACAUUUUUCUAGGCAUUAAGACGAAUCUAAUGAGGUAUCACACGUAUUUUUAGGAGCAGUAUCUCUAUUUUUCACCGUUUUCUGUUUCUCGAGUAGUCUAAUGCUUUUGGUGCACAUUUUGUGUUGCUUAGUUCGGUAAAAUCGUUAGUGGCCAGCUUAAUAAUGUUAUAAAUACAGCAACAAAUAUUGUACAGUGAUCGCCACAGCUUGACAAAUCACUGGCCCAAUAUUACAGGGUUCUAUUCUAUGUUACAUUUUCAAGAUUUCGACUUGUUUUCAAGAUGUCACUUUGACAAUGUUCAAAUUUCAGUUUGAUAUAAGUAUAACAUAGAACCCUGUAAUAUUGAGGCCGGCGAAAAUUCAAUAAAUGUUAUUAAUAUUAUUGUAAAAAAAUCGUGUUUAGUUAUUUUGGUUAUGAGUUGUCUGUAUGAGUAUGUAUGUACCUACAUUUGUGUAAAUCCUAACUGUAAUUGUGUACUUAUUGAUUGAUUACUACUGGUUUUUAAGUAAUAAAACUAAGCAUCAUUUUAUUGCGUUUUAUGUUAUUAAGUACAGUUAACGGUUUUGUACAUACAUGCAAAUCAACUUUGGUCAAUCGCAA
This is a messenger RNA of Cydia fagiglandana, 5277 nucleotides long. RefSeq names its product replication factor C subunit 1 (gene Gnf1). The record is from RefSeq and is a predicted model, not a curated record. The transcript is spliced from 18 exons. NCBI's taxonomy places the organism in Eukaryota, Metazoa, Arthropoda, Insecta, Lepidoptera, Tortricidae. Gene Ontology annotation, molecular function: ATP binding; ATP hydrolysis activity; DNA binding. Bases 120 to 3341 code for a protein of 1073 amino acids. Gene Ontology annotation, biological process: DNA replication; DNA repair. Gene Ontology annotation, cellular component: nucleus; DNA replication factor C complex.